AUGACAAUCAUUUACAGAAGAUGGAUCCAUGGUGUGAAGAGAAAACUGCUCAGGUUUCACAGAAGAAGACCGGACGGGUCACGGCUCAAGUCGAACGAAGACCAGGAGAUUGUCCAGAGUCUAAGGACAGGAAAAGUAAAAGGAGUACUGGUGGGAGAGGAGGAGGAGGAGGAAGAAUAUGCGGAUGUGAAGGAGAUGAGAUGGGCUUUGCAGCAGGCUGUGAACCUUCUGUCUCGUGAGGAAAUGGCAGCCAUCAAGAUCCAAGCCUGCUUCAGGGGCCACUUGGCCAGGCGUGCAUUUCGGGCUCUCAGGGGUCUGGUGAGACUACAGGCAGUGUUUCGAGGUUACCGGGUGAGGCAGCAAGCGCGGAUUGCACUGCGUUGCAUGAACAGCUUGGCCAAGCUGCAGGUUCGGAUCAGGAACAGGCAGCAGCUUACAGGACCCUCGAAGCCAACUGCAAUUCUACCACCUUGAUAUAGGCUCCUACAAUGCCGCUCACUAAUUCCAUUCUGGAUUCAUUUAAUUUAUUUCUAAUAGUUCUUACGAAAGCUUUCACUAAUGGCAGCCCCUUUCUCUUUCUUGCCCUGUGUCGAGAG
Molecule: messenger RNA, 596 nt
Organism: Nymphaea colorata (pocket water lily)
Lineage: Eukaryota; Viridiplantae; Streptophyta; Magnoliopsida; Nymphaeales; Nymphaeaceae
Product: protein IQ-DOMAIN 16
Exons: 2
Coding region: 1-474 (157 amino acids)
Molecular function (GO): protein binding
Source: RefSeq, a predicted model, not a curated record